Molecule: messenger RNA, 9115 nt
Organism: Mus caroli (Ryukyu mouse)
Lineage: Eukaryota; Metazoa; Chordata; Mammalia; Rodentia; Muridae
Gene: Slc7a11
Product: solute carrier family 7 member 11
Biological process (GO): amino acid transmembrane transport
Cellular component (GO): membrane
Molecular function (GO): L-amino acid transmembrane transporter activity
Source: RefSeq, a predicted model, not a curated record
AAAUACGGAGCCUUCCACGAGGAAGCUGAGCUGGUGUGUAAUGAUAGGGCAGCAGCCGCGGCUGCAGCUAACUGACUGCCCCUGGAGCCGGUGCCACACAGGUGCUCCGAGGAGCAAGAGGAGUAAUUAUAGAGCCAGCGAAGGCUGAAACACACCUCUGAGUUCUCACCUGUGGACACAAUAGUGUAGAGCCAGUUGGUGAUAGCAAAGGGGAAGCCACGACCGAACAGUGAUCAGUCACCUCUAGAGAAACAAGUUGAAAGGGUUUUUUUUGUUUUGUUUUGUUUUUCCCCUCUGUUUUCUUUUUCAUCCCCCUCCUCUGGUGUGACACUGCCAUGGUCAGAAAGCCAGUUGUGGCCACCAUCUCCAAAGGAGGUUACCUGCAGGGCAAUAUGAGCGGGAGGCUGCCCUCCAUGGGGGACCAAGAGCCACCUGGGCAGGAGAAGGUAGUUCUGAAAAAGAAGAUCACUUUGCUGAGGGGGGUCUCCAUCAUCAUCGGCACCGUCAUCGGAUCAGGCAUCUUCAUCUCCCCCAAGGGCAUACUCCAGAACACGGGCAGCGUGGGCAUGUCCCUGGUUUUCUGGUCUGCCUGUGGAGUACUGUCACUUUUUGGAGCCCUGUCCUAUGCAGAAUUAGGUACGAGCAUAAAGAAAUCUGGUGGUCAUUACACAUACAUUCUGGAGGUCUUUGGUCCUUUGCUGGCUUUUGUUCGAGUCUGGGUGGAACUGCUUGUAAUACGCCCUGGAGCUACUGCUGUGAUAUCCCUGGCAUUUGGACGCUACAUCCUGGAACCAUUUUUUAUUCAAUGUGAAAUUCCUGAACUUGCAAUCAAGCUCGUAACAGCUGUGGGCAUCACUGUGGUGAUGGUCCUAAAUAGCACGAGUGUCAGCUGGAGUGCCCGGAUCCAGAUUUUCCUAACCUUUUGCAAGCUCACAGCAAUUCUGAUAAUUAUAGUCCCUGGAGUUAUACAGCUAAUUAAAGGGCAAACACAUCACUUUAAAGAUGCAUUUUCAGGAAGAGAUACAAAUCUAAUGGGGUUGCCCUUGGCUUUUUAUUAUGGGAUGUAUGCAUAUGCUGGCUGGUUUUACCUCAACUUUAUUACUGAAGAAGUAGAUAACCCUGAAAAAACCAUCCCCCUUGCAAUCUGCAUCUCCAUGGCUAUCAUCACAGUGGGCUACGUACUGACAAACGUGGCCUAUUUUACCACCAUCAGUGCGGAGGAGCUGCUGCAGUCCAGCGCUGUGGCGGUGACCUUCUCUGAGCGGCUGCUAGGAAAAUUCUCAUUAGCAGUCCCGAUCUUUGUUGCCCUCUCCUGCUUCGGCUCCAUGAACGGUGGUGUGUUCGCUGUCUCCAGGUUAUUCUACGUCGCAUCUCGAGAAGGGCACCUUCCGGAAAUCCUCUCUAUGAUUCAUGUCCACAAGCACACUCCUUUGCCAGCUGUUAUUGUUUUGCAUCCUCUGACGAUGGUGAUGCUCUUCUCCGGAGACCUCUAUAGUCUUCUAAAUUUCCUCAGUUUUGCCAGGUGGCUUUUUAUGGGGCUGGCAGUCGCAGGACUGAUUUAUCUUCGGUACAAACGCCCAGAUAUGCAUCGUCCUUUCAAGGUGCCUCUCUUCAUCCCAGCACUAUUUUCCUUCACCUGCCUCUUCAUGGUUGUCCUCUCUCUUUACUCGGACCCAUUCAGCACCGGGGUCGGCUUCCUUAUCACCUUGACUGGAGUCCCUGCAUAUUAUCUCUUCAUUGUAUGGGACAAGAAACCCAAGUGGUUCAGACGAUUAUCAGACAGAAUAACCAGAACAUUACAGAUUAUACUAGAAGUUGUACCAGAAGACUCUAAAGAAUUAUGAACUUAAUGCAUCAAAAGCUUGGCCAUCUGCCCAGGAUUGAGAUACAAAAUGGAUUUUUAUUUCAAGAAAGCACAACGUUGAUGAUGGACUAAAGGAAUCAGUUAUCUCUAUUCAUAUCCUCUAGCGUAUUCAAAUUAAUUUCUGAGCAACUUACUGGUAACUCCAUGUAUUUGUAGCAAGCUAAUAUGCAAGUCAUACAGUGAGGCAAGCUCACAAUUCUUGAGUCUAGUGCCUAUCUGCUGGGGGGAAAGGAAAAAAAACCUAAGGGCUUUGGUACCUGGGCUAUCAUUCCUCUACCAUGUUUUUUAUCAUGACUGAGAACCUUGAAUAGAAGACCAAAAUGGUUUCUGUAUAUAUGAGGUCUAUAAACAUAGCUUUACUUACUGGGGACAUCUAUACUGUGAAAGUAUUUUGUUUUUUAUUUUUCUGAAAAAAAUGUCAUUAUUGUAGCAAAGAAGGUAGAAUGAAUUUGAUAUUGACCUUGGAUUCUUUUCCCUUAGUGAUCAACAUUGCUGUCACUUAUCUUUCAAUGGCUUAUACUCAGAGCAUAAGAACAAAAGAUGUGGGAGUAGUGUGUGUGUGUGUGUGUGUGUGUGUGUGUGUGUGUAUGUAGCUUGAGAUCAAAUUCAGGGCUUUACAAAAGCCAGACAAGCACUCUACCAUUGAAAUACAUCUAUACCCUAAUUUUCUUAAAUGCCUAAAACAAGUAUUUCCAGGGGUUAGUAUUUAUGACACAAUCCUAGGAUCUAUGUUUGUACUAAAAACAUUGAGAACUUGUUAGGUUAACUUCAUCAUCACUCAUUGUCAGGAAGCUUGGUGUUUGCAACAUCACUGUGCAUUCAUUGUGGUUUGUUUUUUUCCUGAAAAUGUGUACAGUUUGGUAUGCUAUCCAUUGUCCACCUCUUUGAUAAUGUACUUCUUGGUGGACAAAAAUGUUUUCCUCAUCACAGUACAACAUCAGCAUGGGAGACAUUGCCCACAAAACUCCAAGUAUUGGGCUUUCUCUUUAUGAGCCCCAUUCAUAUGCAGUGUUAGUAAUUACUCACUUUUACUUUUUUCUUUGUGGCUGUUUUCACCUGGGGAUGAGUUUUUGACAGUGUGUGCAUUCUCUUUACAGUUCUGUUAAAAUAUGCCUCUGGUUAAAACUAUCUGGAUCAAUUAGGAAAAGUGCAGAUUUACAUAAAAACUAUGAACGAAAUGCCACUGCUUUGUGAAAAUCUAGGCUGUUUCAAUCAUUUCUUCACUUUGGUUAUAAUUCAAUUUGCAAAAGAGGGAGCUGUGACCAAACCCAUUGAAGGAGAGUCUUCAGUAAUGUUGUUCAGCUAGCUCCAUAUGUUAAAUCAGAGUUAGAAAACAGUAGCCAUAUUCAAAUGGUAUCAAUGUAAUGGUGGGAUUUUCAAAAUAUUUUUCCUAACAUCCAAAAAUUAAAUGCUCAGCAUAGGCACAGUUAAUUUAAUCUCUUAUAUUCUGACCACGUAAAAACAAAAUGUUUUAAAAAAUUAUCCUGAACUGGGCAUUGGCCAGGUCACCACCAAGUGCCACAGUGGGAGGCUGGUAGUUAAUGCCAACCUUGAAGCCAGUGGGGCACCAAUCUACAAACUGGAUGCUGCACUUGGUCUGGAUGGUGGCAAUGGCAGCAUUGACUCUUUGGGAACCACAUCACCACAGUACAGCAGGCAGCAAGCCAUGUAUUUACCAUGGCGGGGGUCAUAUUUCACCAUCUGGUUGGCUGGCUCAAAGCAGGCAUUGGUGAUCUCUGCUACAGAAAGCUGCUCAUGGUAGGCUUUCUCAGCAGAGAUGAAAGGCAUAAGUGGCCAGAGGGAAGUGGAUACGAGGGUAGGGUACCAGGUUGGUCUGGAAUUCUGUCAGAUCAACAUUUAGGGCCCAUAAUCAAGGGCGAGCCACUCCAUCAGCAGGGAGGUGAAGCCAGAGCCAGUUCCCCCGCCAAAGCUGUGGAAAACCAAGAAGCCCUGGAGAUCCGUGCACUGGUCAGCCAGCUUGUGAAUCCUGUCCAGGACAAGGCCAAUGAUCUCCUUGCCAAUGGUGUAGUGGCCACGGGCAUAGCAUCCUCCUUGCCUGUGAUGAGCUCUGCUCAGGGUGGAAGAGCGAACUUCAUCAAUGACUGUGGGUUUCAGGUCUGCAAACACUGCCCGGGGAACAUGCUUGCCAUCUCCUGUCUCACUGAAGAAGGUGUUGAAGGAGUCAUCUCCUCCCCCAGUGGUCUUGUCACUUGGCAUCUGACCAUCAGGCUGGAUCUUCCAGCAGGCAUUGCUGAUCUGGACACCAGCCUGGACAACGUGGAUGGAGAUGCACUCACGCAUGAUAUCAAUGGGUUAGAGGGCUAGGGUGAGAGAGAGAAGCAGACACUGGGUGUCAGUUACCAUUCCCGACAACUAAGAGUCGAGGUAAGUAACGCAAUGAGGCCAUAAAACAGGUUUUUAAUUCAGGAAUACUCCUGCACACUUGUAAUGUGUGUUUUUAUACAAAGUAAAUGUUUCUCAUAUUUUAGAUUUAUAUAUGUAUAUACACAUGCAAUUACAUGGGUCAAUGUUUGUGCUGAUGCACAUAUUUGAAUGUUUAUAUAAAACCAUGAUUUGAGUACUAUAACACCAAGUUAAAUGCAGCCCAAACAGUUUAAAAUAUACAAUACUCUAUUUUCAAAUAUUCUUCGUUUAGUAUACAAAGCAUCUAACAUGUAACUUUUAAAGCAUCUCAUAAAGAUUUCCAAUGAUUAGAUGCAAUUUUAUUCUCCUCGCAUGAUUAUAAAUAUUUCCGUUGACUGAUAUUCUUAUAGCACUACUUUAUCUCUUCUUUAAAGCACUAGGUUCUCCCCUUUGAUUUCAAGUGGCUCUUGGAAAUGGUUGGCUCUGCUCAGCAGACAGCAGGUCCUGCUCUUGUCUUUUAUCAGGAGAUUGAACAUUUCUCGUAGUAAACAUGGCGGGGUCCAGGUCCAUUUGUGAGGUCAUGAGUGUCCACCCACAGUCUGUGCAUGUUUGCUCCCCAGCCCUGCGGGUACAGGAUCAGGACAGCUGAUAGGGUUAUUUCUCUGUGCUCUGCAGAUACUAUAACACUAAAAUAUGCAUAUAGGAACAUUUUGCCUUUCAGAUUGCCUUAUGUGUCUGCUUAAAUUGCUUUCUUAAUUGCCAUUUGAACAGCAACAGAUGGUUACCAUGAGUGCAACUCUUUACUAGACGUCAUAGUAAGUUGAGAUCAGCCUUUGGGAAUUCCCUGUUUCAUCUCAAUUUACAGGUGAAUGGGAUGCUAAGAAAGCCUGCUUCUCUCCCUUUUUUAAAUAUUCUAUAACUGAGGUGUGAAAAGACAACCCAAGGUCCCUACCACAUUUUACCAUCAUGCCACAAAGAAGGGAAAUUUUAAUGCUUGUCUCUUGAUUGUAAAUGAGCACCUUGAGAACCUAAUGAGGCAGGCAUUUGGGUGCAUCUAAUGCACCUAAGCUCCUUCCAAGACCCCAUCCCUAGCACUCACUUGCAAAGAUUUUAUAUUUUUAAAAGACCAGGGAUUGGGGCUAAAGAGGUGGUUUGGCUUGAAGAACACUUAACACCUUUACAGAGAACCCAUAUGGCAGCUAUCACCAUGGGUAACUACAGUUCCAGGGGACCCAGUGCCCUCUUGUAUGUACAGGCAUGCACAUAGUGCACAUAUAUCCAUGCAGACAAAACACUCCUAUAUAUUAAAUAUAUGUGAAAAACUUUUAAAGACAAGGAAAAGUACAUAGACUUUGGACACUGUAAUAUCUAUAUUUUCUUUGUGAAUAAGGUAAAAUUAGUCCCCAUUAUUUUUCCAUUAGAAGUAAUCAUAGAAUAUUUGUAAAACACAUGUUAAAUAUGUAAAGUCCAUGUUAAUUGAAAUAUACACAUAAAAACCACUAGUGGCUGUCUCAUAAGUUCUAUGUGAUACAGAAGUCAGUGAUGUCAACUGGGUUAAGUCGUGAAUAGUAGAAAAGAAAUGAAUGAGGUUUUAUUUGUAGUUUUUUUUUUCUUUCCUUAUUUUUGGAGAGAAAUACAUUUGAGAUUUCAAUGGAGAUGACUCAAGAAACUUUAUUUUAUUUGAAUAUCAUUGGCUUCCUGAGGUGCUCUGUGUCGGUGCUGAUAGAAUGCAGGUGAUCUCUUAUGUCCCUAAACAUUCAGGCUGAGAAUUAGGUCAUGGCACUGUGUAAUGGCAAGGAGAUUAUAGAGAAGGUCGCAAGUCAUUUGCAUAGUUUCUGUUUACAUUAUGUAUGGAUAAAAGAAUGAUUGCCUGCAUAUGUAGUUUAGCUAAAUUUCCCCACAAACAGUAUUUCCAAAGUCCAUUCUCAAUAUAUUUGACAGCUGGAAAGUGUGACCUCUAAGUAGGCCUCUGAUUGCUAAUAUUAAACUUUAAAGUAGAUGAUUUAAUAGCCAAUUUUACAAACAAUCUUUUAUUUUAUUGAAUUUUCCAAUUAUUUGGUAUCUAAAAAUAAAUGAUCUGUCCCUAUUGUGUCACAUAACUGGUGCAAAUGCACAUGUUAUGGGCACAUAGGAAGCUCACCUGUUCAUUUUAUGAGGCCAUGUCCUUCUUUAUCAACUUAUGAUGACACUGUUGCUUGUUUCUUUUUUUUUUUUAUCAUUUCUGUUCUAUUUACAUAAAAGAACAGCUCGCUGUAUCUCAGUUUUUGAUAUUAUGCCUUCAAGAUGGUAGCUAUAGAAAGACUCACUUCCUAAGAUUUUCUUAGUGAAAAGAUCUGUUCCUCCCUUUUCUUCCUUAUUUCCAGUUGACUUGAAAUGCAGAGGGUGGUUUCAGCCUGCAGACAACUCCCUGCUACUUGGUGUGUGUAUUUCAGUCUGUUUAGAUCAGAGGUCCUUUUGCCCUGUCAAUCCCCACCUGCACAGUUUUAUAGACAAUACUUUUAAAGACCCAGUUACUCAUUAUGCAUCUGAGAGCCCUGUGGCUGGCAGAGACAAUGCAAAAGGAAGCGCAUUCCCCCCCCCCGCCCCCCAACACACACUAGCAUACACACUACAGAUUUUUAGAGUGAAUGGAUUACUGUUUAGAGGACCUGCUUGCUACAUCCUUACUACCUCUUGAUGAAGCCACUAAGAGCAGUGUUGAAGGCUGGGGAGAGAAAGAGAAGACUAAUGCUCAGUUAUCUCCUUCACAGCGAUAACUGGGUUCUGAGCGCUUUGUGUGAUGGGGUUUUCACAGCAUCUUGUGGGAAAAUGUGUUAGGUCUUUGGAUGGAUAAGUGGGUGGUGGUGGUCACACCUUACUUAAGGGUCUUACUAAUGACCCCUAAUAACCAUAGACUCAGAUCUACAGUCAUAUCCUACCAGGAGACAAGACAUUGUGGGUUCCUACUCCUAAAAUUGGAAGGAUCUUGUUUCAAAGAAUUUAGGAAUUAUUCUAUGCCUAUAAUCUCUCUGUCACUCUAUGUACUAAAUAAUAUAAUGUUAUCUUAGAGUAGAAGAGUACUUUGAGUAAAUAAAAGAAAAACAUUAUUUACAAUGAAUGAAAGUUUAUAGCAGGAAAAAUUACAUUAAAUAGCUUAGUAUUAUAAUGAUUUCAGAUCACUAGCAUUUUUUUUAAAUCUAAGACCAAAACAUUCUGUUUCAUCAUACCUAUAUUUUUCUAUAUCUCUGGAUGUAUAUCACAGCGUCUACUUCACAAGCCACCAAAAUUCUUUUAUGAAUCUGAGCAACCUAACCAUCUUCUUGGAGAAACUUGUCAGACAAUAGUUUUAUCUGAGAAUUUCAUUAUUGCUGCUGCUGUUAAAAAAAAAAUGCAACCAAAAUUUUAACUAGGUUCUUCUUGGUACUAUGUUUGUUCAGAGAGUUUUGCCCUUAGGAAGCUUCUAGAAUCAGCAGCAACCACAGUAUAUACUUUACUUCAAAGCUUGCAUAUUUUAGACACAGGUGCGGACCCUGAAUUUCUGUUUCUAUUAGUGAGUUUCAGUACAGUGGUAAUGAGGGUCAGUAGUUUUCAACAAGUGGGAAUUUUGCAACAAUAAGUAUCAGGUAUGUUUUCUAUUUGGGCUGCACAAGAUAAAACAAAACAAAACAAAACAAACUAGGUAGUUAAAUGUCUCACUAAUGCUGUGCAGGAUGCUGGGACAACUUAAUUUGUCUUCCCUCUCUGGUAAGACUUGAACCCUGAAUUUCAUAGCAUGUAAUUCUUGCUGUGUAGUGAGAAUUACAUGGUAGUCAUGCACUGGGAAAGGAAGAUUUUAGUUAUUAAUUCAGAACUCAGUCCAAUCAUCUUUAUUUUAACAUAUCUGUAUUUACUUCAUUAAAAUGUGAGUUUGUAAGUUUUAUCUAAAUAUUUAGCCUACUAAUUUUUUUACUUUUGCCAUCUAGGAGUAGAAAAAAUUCAUAGAUGUGCUGGUAUGUUCAUAGUAAUGUAUCAGGAACUUUAUAUAAAUGUACUUAGCUUUGCUUUCAUUCUUCUGCAAACAUCAUUAACUGGUUCUGGUGGAAUCACUUUAGCCCAGUGGUAGUCAGUUUAAUCUUAUGAUUAUCUUCACAGCUGUCCUUUGAUCUGUGCUCCAGAUAUAUUUUACAAACUUGCUAAGCUCUGUGUUGGAUCUAGACUGUGUUUCUGAUGACCUUAGAACAUUCUCCAUGUAGGAGCAUGGCCACCUUUGUUCUGGUGAUCUCAAUACAGGAUUGGAAACACACUGCCUACACAAAAAUGGUACCCUGUGUUCUCUGCGUUCCUCAUGACUGGCUAAGUUCUUUACCAUGGCAUUGCGAUGCUGAACCUUGGGGAAGGUGAUGGCUGUAUUUUGUACAAAUGGUGAAUACUUAAAAGGGCAAGGUGGUUUUGAUACACAGAUGCUGAGUGAUGAGUUGUGAGCACUGCAGAGAGAUGUAUCUUUGAAUUCCUUGGCAUGAGUGUACAAACGUGUGAUGUGUGAGAUAAAGCAGGUUCUAUAGCUAAGUGAGCUCCCUCUUGGGAGAGUGCUGCUGCAACAAACUCAUUGCUAGAUGGUAUUUGUGGGCUAUUUGUAGGACUGGGAAAGCACAGUGGAACAAAUGUACUUCCCGAUGGGAAUUCUUGUUCAUCUUUUUGUAUGGAUGCAUUGGUGCAGUAUGAUGUCACAAAAAUUUGCAUUGUUGAAUUACAUUUCAGUUGAGUUUGCGGAGCUGGCCACUUGUUAAUGCUUCUAGCUGCUUCUCUAUAUGUCUGUCUUUAUAUAUUUUUACUUGAAAAUACUUCAAAUGGACAUUUGAAUAAAUAUUUCAUAGUUUACAUAUUAAGCAUCAUGUUUCUUUUUUAAAAUAAAUACUGCUUUAAGCUGAA